CUAUGGUCUGCACGUUCUGUGCUCCUUGGCUCGUGCUGUCGGUAGAAGUUUUGGAUUUUUCGUGCAAAUUCUACGUUAACUUAUUUAGACUUCCUUCUAUGAAUUAAGUUAACACUUGCAGUCAUGUCUUGGUUAUUCGGAUAUAGUACGAAGCCUCCACAGCCGCCUACUGAUGAGCCUCCGGCUGAGGGUGGUGCAGGGGCUUCAGCCCCCGUAGCCCUGACUAAAGCGGAGAAGAAGGCCAUGGAGGCAUACAGGUUCGACUCCAGCGCCUUGGAGCGCGCCGCUCAGGCUGCUAAGGAACUCGAAAGAUCUAGACAUGCCAAAGAAGCUUUGGAGCUCAGCAAGCUGCAGGAGGCCACGCGCCAGCAAGAGCAAAUGGCUAAAAUCAAGGAAUAUGAAGCUGCCAUAGAACAUGCCAAAGUAGACCAGAAGAAGGUUGACUAUGAAGAGAGGCGUAAGACGCUUCAAGAAGAAACGAAACAGCACCAAAUGCGUGCUCAGUACCAAGAUCAAUUAGCCAAGAAGAGAUAUGAAGAACAAUUGGUACAACAACAGAGAUCUCAAGAAGAAAUUUUAAGAAAGCAGGAGGAAAGUGUAGCCAAACAAGAGGCCUUACGUCGAGCAACGAUUGAACAUGAAAUGGAGCUUCGUGAGAAGAAUAAACUGAAAGCCAUAGAAGCCGAGGCAAGAGCUCGAGCUAAAGCUGACCGUGAGAACCGAGACAUUACUAUGGAACAAAUCAGGCUCAAGGCAGCAGAGAACAGGACUACUAUUAUAGAGAGUAUCAAGACUGCAGGGAGUGUAAUUGGCACAGGAUUAAAUGCUCUUGUGACAGAUUGGGAUAAGACAUUAGCGGCGGCUGGUGGUUUGUCUCUACUUGCUCUUGGCGUUUAUACAGCUAAAGGGGCUACAUCAGUCACAGCGAGAUUCAUUGAGGCUCGAAUUGGCAAACCCACUCUUGUUAAUGAGACUUCAAGAUUUUCUUUACUGGAAGCAUUAAAACAUCCAAUACUCACAGCUUCAAGAGCUAUUGCUAGCUUCAAGAAACCUUCCGAUGCUCUGUCUGGUGUCGUAUUGGCACCAACUUUAGAGAAUAGGCUCCGUGACAUAGCUAUAGCCACUAAGAACACUCGUUUGAACAAAGGCUUUUACAGGAAUUUACUUAUGUAUGGACCACCUGGUACCGGUAAAACAUUGUUUUCUAAGAAAUUGGCAAAGCAUUCGGGUAUGGAAUACGCUAUCUUGACGGGAGGCGAUGUGGCACCGAUGGGUAAAGAUGCUGUUGCUGCUAUUCAUAAAGUAUUUGAUUGGGCGAAUACGAGCAGAAAAGGUGUCUUGCUGUUCAUUGACGAAGCAGAUGCAUUUCUUAGAAAGCGUUCUUCUGAAAGGAUCAGCGAAGAUUUACGGGCGGCGUUGAAUGCCUUCUUGUACCGUACGUCGGACCAGAGUAAUCGUAUUAUGUUGGUUCUCGCAUCGAACACGCCUCAACAGUUCGAUUCGGCUAUCAAUGACCGCUUAGACAAAAUGAUCGAGUUUGGAUUGCCAGGUUUUGAAGAACGCGAGCGUUUGAUACGUCUGUACUUCGAUAAAUUUGUGCUUCAACCAGCUUCAGAAGGGAAGAGGCGUUUGAAUGUGGACCAGUUUGACUAUGGUGCUCUGUGUACGAAAUUGGCGGAGCGCACAGCCGGCAUGUCCGGGCGUGCUCUGUCUAAGCUGGGAGUGGCGUGGCAGGCAGCUGCGUACGCGUCGGAUGACGGCCGCCUUACCGAACAGAUGUGCAUUGAAAUCUGCGAUGACGCCGUCAAGGAUCACCGUCAGAAGAUGGCGUGGUUGUCAGCCGAAGAGAAGUCUCAAAGUAUGAUGCCUUAUCUCCUGAAUUUGCCGCCUUUAGAUCGCCCUGAAGAUGCUGGUAAAGCCAAGGUAACCGAAAUUGAGAAAAAGGAUGUUACCAAAUCAAAGUCAUCCCAAAAGAAGUCUGCUGAAAAGCAAGUAGAAACAGAGAAGUGACACCAUCUGAACACUUGUGAUGAAUUAGUUAAACAGACAGAUCUACAAUACAUAUUAUGUUCUAAUAACAACGCAAGAGAAGUGAACUGUGAUACAGAUAACAAAUUCAUGUUUGAUUUCAAGAUUUAUAACUCUAACAAAUAUAUUGCAUUAACUGAUCGACACAUGGCAAUUUUGCGGCGACUGUCACAAAAGUUAAAGAAGAGAAAAGGAAAACCUCACCAGAACCUGUAAUGUUGGCAAAUAUUGUGCAUUUGUUUAAUUCAAUUUCUCUGCCAUUAUUGAAUGCAUUCCUAGACAAAUUGUAUCAUGAUAUUUGCUAGUAUUUGUACCAAGGGUUGUCAUGGUUUUAUCAGAUACCUAUUUAGUUUGGCAAAUGGCCAGAUCCUAUAAUAAAUUCGAAACAACAAAAACUUGU
This is a messenger RNA of Pectinophora gossypiella (pink bollworm), 2428 nucleotides long. RefSeq names its product ATPase family AAA domain-containing protein 3A homolog (gene bor). The record is from RefSeq and is a predicted model, not a curated record. NCBI's taxonomy places the organism in Eukaryota, Metazoa, Arthropoda, Insecta, Lepidoptera, Gelechiidae. Gene Ontology annotation, biological process: mitochondrion organization. Gene Ontology annotation, cellular component: mitochondrion. The transcript is spliced from 10 exons. Bases 124 to 2010 code for a protein of 628 amino acids. Gene Ontology annotation, molecular function: ATP hydrolysis activity; ATP binding; zinc ion binding.